Messenger RNA from Chinchilla lanigera (long-tailed chinchilla), 336 nucleotides. RefSeq lists its product as uncharacterized. The record is from RefSeq and is a predicted model, not a curated record. Lineage: Eukaryota; Metazoa; Chordata; Mammalia; Rodentia; Chinchillidae.
CGCCGGGCCCGCGCCCUCCCCAGUACCUGCGGCCGCGCCCGGGCAGGUGCAGAGCCCACAGCAGUUGACCGCGCCCUCUCGGCGUGGCCGCAUGGCUCCACGGCGGGGCCGAGUUGGCAGGGAGCCACGCGGUGAUUGGACACCGCAGCAGAGAGGAGCCGGUGGCCCUAGGCAGUGGUGGCCAGCAUCCCGCCCGCGGGCGCAGGUGCACACCCAGACCUGGCCUGUCCCCGCCCGUGAUGCUGGCGGCCUGUGCGCGGUAGGACCACAGACCCACAUGAGCCCUCCUGUCUGGACAGAUGUCCCCGCCUGCUUCGUGCCAGAGCAUCCAUAGCU